AUGCCAGUGGCCAGCCGUUGGCUUCUGCUGUGCAUUGGCGCCCAUGCGCAGGAGAGUGCCGCUGGUUGCAGGUAUUUCCAUGAGACUGCUUGUGCAGCGGAGCCCUUUCGCAGCUUCUUCCAGGAGUGGCGGAAGAAGACAGAAUGUUGGCUUUGCAACAACCAGGAGCUGGUGCUCAGCGCCAAGGAGGUCUUGAAGGACUUCCUCUAUGUGGAACGGCCUGAGAUCCCUUCCUUGGGACAGGACCUGGAACUGCAUGGCACCUGGAAAGAGACGUGCCUGGCGGGCUUCUUGUUGGCGCUGUUUGCGACCACUCGAAGUCAGUCCGUGCAGCCUUGGCGCUUCUAUGAUGUAGGCUUGUCCUUGAUAAAUAGCUGCGCCUUUGACGAGGCCACCUUCUACGCACGCCAUGGGAUCACCACGGCACAGGUGGCCUACAAUUUCUACGUUUUGGGUCUCCCAUAUCAUUUGCCAGAUCCAGUCCUACACCUACAGGCGGCUGAGCUGAGCGAUGGAAUGCAUCGGCAGGAUGCGCCCUUGGUCAUCGACGUAGGCAUGGGUCUUGGAGCUGACUCGCGUUACUACCUCUCCCAAGGCUUCCGAGUCGUGGCGGUGGAGGCCAACCGAAAGGCCAUCGAGGUCGCCAUGACCAUCGAUUGGGUGAAGCCUCUCGUCACUGAGCCGUUGCUGGGGGGGAAGGGCCGAGCCGAGAUCCGGGAGGUCAUGAGCCCACUGCCAGCCCACCGCGUCCCCAGCACGACGCGUCCCGCGUACGUCACGUCGACGACGCUGUGGCUCGACGCCAUGGCGCUGUGGCUCGACGCCGAUCCGUCGGGCUUGACCUGGACCGGUCUCGACUGUGACGACGACCUGGCCUUGCUUUGCGCCGUGGCCCUGGAGCGACGAGGGUUGAGCGGUGUGCAGAUCACAGGUCUCUCCAUUUGUGGCGGCAAUGCGCCGUUAAGUCACACCUGGCCCAAUGCCUUGCAGCUGCUGCAGAGCAUCUCCUCUGAUUGGAAGAUCUUCAAAGGUGCCGGCUGGAGACGCAUGCGACCGGCUUGGGCAUCCCUGCGGCUCUUGUCAUCCCUCAUCGUGGAGGACGACGCGGACGACGCAGCAGAGGCCUUGGCAGCUGCGGCGAAGGGCUUUCCGCCAAAGGAGCUGAGUGUUCUGAUGCUGGGGCCCGCCACCAACCUGGCCAUCGCUUUUCGACGCUUCCCAUGGCUCGCGCAGCACCUGAAGCGCGUGGUGCUCAUGGGCGGGGAGCUCACGGGGCGACGACUGGAUUUGAACUUCAUGUCGGACCGCGCCGCGGCGCGCGAGGUGAUCUCGGCCGGGGUGGGAAAUCUCACCUUGGUGCCGAUCCAGACCUGUGCGCAGGUGUCGGUGACGGCGGAGUUUCUGCGCCGCUUGGAGACCUGCCCAGCCUCGGCCGCCCGCGCAGUGCUGCCGAAGAUGUGGCUGCAGACUUGGCUCAUGCCAAGCUUGGUGAACCGACGUGUACAGCUGGCCCUCAAGGGUUGGCCUGCCAGUAGCAACUUGGAUCGUGGAUUCAUCCCUUGGGACGUGGUGGCCUUGAUGGCCACGUUACGGCCAGACAGUUUCGACCAAUGGGAGAGGCUCCACGUGUCCUUCCCUCCUUGCGAGCUGGAGCCAUGCAAUGGCACCAUGUCCAUCUCCAGUUCCACGGCCGAUGGAGGUCCGGUGUGGGUGCCAAAGGUGCUCCGCAACGAGACCCUCUUCCUGGAAGAGAUGUUGGACAUGCUGUGCUCUGUCCCCAUGAGUGGCCCGAAGCCGACCUUGCAGUGGGGCUUUCUCGUGCAAGCAGUGGCUGCACCUGGCCAGGGCGGCCGACAGCAAACGAUCUUCGCCUUCGACGAGCGUCCGGAGCAGAGCAACGCUCAGCCCUGGGUGGAAGAGCUGGGCGGCAAAGCAGAAUCGGUGCGCACAGUGGAGUGCGCCGAUUUGUUGCGGGUCUUCGGCCAACCCGUCUACAUGAAGAUUGAUGUGGAGUCCAGCACCAUUGAUUGCCUGGACUCUUUGGUUCAUGCAGCAGGCAGCCGAGCCAUCCACCUCCCCAAGUUCAUCUCCAUGGAGUUGGAGGCCGCCUCGCUCUUUGAGCGCUUUUAUGUCAACCUGAAAGGCUUGGGCUAUCUCUACUACAAGGCAUGUCGCCAGUACAUCUAUUCUCCUGCGCCUUGCGAACAGGGCCGCUACAGCCGUGAGGUCCCUGGCUGCGGCAGUGGGCCCUUCGGUACGGCCGCCGUGGACUACCAGGAGGGGCUCAGGUGGAAAGCCAUAGAUCGAUUACCUUCAGACCGACAAUGGGUGGAAGAGUUUGAACGUGGAUUGGAUUGGUUCGACCUGCAUGCGAUGCGUCCAACGUGA
Messenger RNA from Durusdinium trenchii, 2388 nucleotides. Lineage: Eukaryota; Dinophyceae; Suessiales; Symbiodiniaceae. The record is from the annotation of a GenBank genome assembly.